AUGCAAUCUAGCACUGGUUCAAGCAAUGGCUACUAUCUUGCUGAGCAAGCUGAUCGAUUGAUUCGAGCUUCCCGCUACCACGAGGCCUUUCAACUAGCCGCGCGCGCCCGCGACGCCGAUGAAUAUUGCACCACUGCUUAUAUGGCCGAGGGGCUUGCUCUCCUUGGCCUCAACAAACCUGAUGAGGCUCUCGCUGCCAUCGCUGAGGGUAUCGCCAACUGCCCAAGCGACAUUCACAUACUUCGGACAAUGAUCAAAGUAGCCAAGGAAUGUCCUCUCAAGAACGAACUCCGUGGCAAUAUCCAGCGACUUGAGCAAAAGAACCUCGCUGAAAAUCCAUUUCUCGUCCUUUCGAUGAUCGGUCAAGAUCUACACCGGGCAAAGCAUCAUCAGGCAGCAAUAGACGUCCUCGAAUGCGCCCUCGAUCUGAAUGCUCCUUCAUUCAAGCUCCGUGGAACCGUUCUCAACUCUUUGGGUGCUGCUUAUUGGGCUGUGGGCGAGAGAGAAUCCGCUACAUCAAAAAUGAAGGAAGAACUUAUCUUGAGCCGGGAAAACGCCGACAUCGAGGGGGAAAUCAGAGCCCUUGGAAGCUUAGCCGCCGCAGCUCGUGAAAGUGGACGGUUGAGCGAGUCAAUCUCCUGCUUGCGUGAGCAAAUCCGGGCCUCUCGAUCCCUUCCUGAUGUUCAAUCCUCAGCUGCCGAGCUCUUGGCUCAACUUACCAACACAGAAAUGGCUCUGCAAACAUUGGAGAAAUUCAGUGCCAAGGCGGCCACUUUCCUUCUAUUCUCGCAGCGGAGAAGUGAUAAGGCGGAAAAGCGCGAUAGCUUGCGUCGGGCAAUCGCCGCAGCGGAACGCUUCAAAGAGGAGGAUUUACUCAUCCAGUCCCUGCUCAAGCUUGGCCAAGUGCUUCUUGAACUGAAACUUCAUGGCGACGCCAUCGUUCGCGUGGAACGAGCAAAGCUACUACUUGCAAAACAUCAAACAACCGGGAAUAAACAACAACUGCUUCUCGAUGCUUGUGCAACUCUGUGCACGUGUUAUCGAGCUGUGAGAGAACAUUCCAAGGCCACUCAGGUGGCGAGAAAGGGCGCGGAACUUUCACAAAAGUUGAACAACCCAGAUGUCGAGUUUCACUGUCUUGGAGAAGAAGGACGAGCUUACCAAGAUCUUGGCAAUCCUGAAAAGGCACUGGCCAGUUUCACAUCACAGCGGGAGCUCCUCAGUCCGUCUAGCUAUCCUAUUGCUUGGGCAGAUUGUCUUCUUGGCAUCGUCGAUUGCUUGGACAGUUUGAGCAAAAAAGCCGAAGCAAAGUCUGUGGCUCAUGAACUCGCGCACAAAUGUGAACGAGAAUACAACCUUCAAAUCCGCGUCUACAGACGAUUGUCUCGUCUUCAUGCUGAUGAAAAUUGCCUCGACUUGACAGCGGCGAUCAAAUCCACCGAGUCCCUUCUCUACGCCGCUAUAAAAGAAGCUGACACGGAAGUCGAGUGGGAAGCAUAUCAUUCUUUGGGACAGUAUCACAUGCGACUUGGGCAGCUUCAACAAGCUGAAAGUUGCUUGGAACGCGCCAAACGAAUGGACCAAGACAAAAGCAAGGCGAUUGAUAUUGAUCUCGCUUAUAUCGCCUUUCAAUUGAAAAACUUUGACAAGGCGCGCACGAUCCUACGUCAUCACCAUACGAAUGAGGCGUUCAACAUCCUUGCGCAAAUCGAAGAGGAAUCUGACAACUGCCAGGUUGCCGUCGAUCUCUAUAAAGGAAUUAUCGAUUCGACUCAGAAUCUGACUCUGAAAGAUGCUUGCACGAGCAAACUAGCAAGAUGUCUUCAGAAGAUGAACCUCCACGACGAAGCCGUUUCAACUCUCAGAAAUGUUGUCAAGAAAAGUGGUGGCGAAACCGACUCUGUUGUUUCUGACGCGACGCUGAACAAAACCGCCACUACUACUGCAACGAUCUCAAGUAUACACUCCACCGGGUCAAGUACAGCCGAACAACUUCAUCUGACUCUUGCCGAGUCACUGGCAGCGAUUGGAAAUAUCGAAGAAGCGCUAGAAGAGGCUGAACAUGCUGGAGAUACUGGAACGUCUCUUCGGGAGCUUCUUCUUGUUCGGGAAAAGAAACUUACAGAAGCUUUGCACGAGAGAGUUGCUGAUCCAAAGCCGGGUCUCCACUUUUCCCUCUGUCGGCUUGAUCUGCACUGCUGGCUCGUGAAUGAUUACCAACAAGUCAUUGCUUUUUGUGGACACUCAAAGGCUUCUGACCACCUCGUUCGCCUCCGAAACAUCAUGCUUCGUGAUCUCAGCCCUCGGAUGGACAUUUCUGAUCAAUCUAUGGAUAGCACCGACGACAAUUUCACCCUUCAGUCCGCCUCGGUUUAUCUUUACGAAGCACUGAUUGGCGCUUUUGAAGCGGAACUGGUUCGAGGUCAGUCUUUGGAAAUCUACUGCCACGACGAUCGGCUGUUAUCUGUUCCAUGGUCGUGCCUCACUGGAGACGAUAAGAUCCCACUCGUGGAAAAAUACAAGAUCGCAGUCGUUCCGUCUGCUCUUGAUGUGAUGCCAGCAUCACCUGAAUCCGGCGUGAAGCUUAUCCAAAUCCAAUCUCUUGAGACUCAAUCAGAACCAAACAGCAAGGACGAAGGGUUCCCACAAAGUGUCAUCUCCAAUCUUGCAGAAUUGAAGAAUGCCUUGGCGAAAGAAAAGCAUGUUUGGCUGAGUCUGGACGUUCGCAGCGAGCUCGAACUUUGUCUGUCCGAAGAGCGACAUGACGUUUAUAACUUAUUCUCAACUGGAGAGCUUUCAAAUCUGAGUAUGAUCGUCCUUGAUUCCGACAACACCGGCCCACUUGCAGAUGUUCUGAUCAAAGCAGGAGUUUCUUGCGUGAUUCGACCACUUUGGAAGGUUCCUAAGAUCGCUGUGUCUGAUUUUGUGCGAUUAUUGAACGAGAGCCUUGAAUCAAUGGAUCCGAUCAGUGCUUUACAAGAUGCUCAGUUGAAACAAAAGUCGGGAAAGAAAUUUGUCGAUACUAGCUUUUGGGGUGCCUGGAUUGGAACAGGGAUUCCCAAGUCUGGUCCGAAUGCGUCCAUCACCGAUGCUCUUUAUGGGCUUCUGAGAAGCGAACCGAGUAGAGCCAGGCGAACGCUUCUUCAAGUUCAGCUUGGCGAGAAGACUCUUUCAGAAGAAGAUGAAUCCCUUGUCGAUGACUUUACAGCUCUCGUCCCGUCGCUUCUUGCGAUUCCAGUGGAUUGCUUGAGCGCUCUUGUUCCAAUCCUUCCCCGACGUCGACUUCUCGGAGAAAUCAAACGCCAAUUGAAGUCAUCUGACAAGAGCAGAAUCGAUAUUGACAUGUGCUCCUGGGCUGCCGGCGGGUGCCAUGAUUUCCUCCAGAAAAUGGGCUUUGGCGUCGUGGAAAUGAGCGCCGAAAAGGUUUCCCUCCAAGGCGGCAAAUCAGAAAUCGUUGAAAUCGUUCACCGCGCUCUCACGCAAAUGCUCAGUACUACCGACAAGAGUGCCAGCCAAAGUCCAGAUGAAACGAGCCUGGAACUAAUUGAGAACUCGCCCGUUGUAUCUGAGCCGUCAAAUACGUCACCUCUAAGACACUCCGAUGCGUCGCCAUUCAGGGUUGUCCAACGAAAGGCGAAAAGUCUCAACGAUACAAUGGACUCUGCUCUCGGGCCUGAAAGCAUCAAAUCGCCUGACCUAAACCUUACCCCGUCAAAACGCCGCGUUAUUGAAGUGACUGGAAGAUCGAGCUUGCCCCUAGUUCAACACAAGUUCCGAUCGCUAUGGAUCGGCUCAGAUCCGCUUCGACCCAGAUGCGAGGAAGAUCAGAGUUCCGGAUUCGGCUCUGGACAGAACAAAACACUCAGUGAAACACUGUAA
Messenger RNA from Oikopleura dioica, 3879 nucleotides. Lineage: Eukaryota; Metazoa; Chordata; Appendicularia; Copelata; Oikopleuridae. The record is from the annotation of a GenBank genome assembly.